CAGAGAUCACUCGCGCUGGCUUGCUAUUAACGUUAAUAACGUUAUCUCUCGCGUCACUCAUGUCCCCAACAACGACGGCUGCUGCUGCUGCCUGCCGAGGAGGAGGAGGAGUAGGAGGACGGGACUGCGGUUCAGGUGCACCGCUGUGAUUGAGAGACAGUGAAGUUUCAACGCUGCGGAGAAGAGAGAGAUGAACCCACGGCUGAAACACAGCGCCCUGAUUUGUCGACAAGUGUUUAUCUGUUGAACCGCCAUUGUUUUAUCGGUGAUGGGAUUCCUUCAGGAGCGACCUGCCGCCUAACCCCUCUAAGGUAUUCAGCAUGCAACCUGAUAAAGGACAUUUCUUCAGCGAUAAAGAUGGACACUAAAGCUGUGAUGUCUUGCAAGUUUUUGAUGCCUGUUCUGAGAACUCACUAACCUCUGGAACAUAAACUUUGUGUAGUUUGAGGAUUUUUUUAAUUACACAGCUGUGAUUUUUUGACAUAACAGUGCUCCAGGAAAAGUAAUGGAGACAGAAGAGAGGGAGGAUGUAUCACAAAAACGCAUGGCUAAUAUAAAGUUAGAGACAGAGGAAGAUGCCACCUCUGGCCACACCUGCGGGGUGUGUGGUCGCAGCUUUCCUCUUCUCAGCUCUCUGUCCCAGCACAUGAGAAGACACACAAGAGAGAAGCCGUACAAGUGUCCAUACUGUGAGCACAGGACGGCUCAGAAGGGCAGUUUGAAAGCCCACAUCCGAAGCCAUAAACUGGGCCUCUUCAGCCAUAAUGCCAGUGACAAGGAGGGGGAUGGAAAUCAGGAGCAGAAAGAUAACCCUGAGAUCCCCGACCAUCCUGAAAUCAUCAGCACAUCUGACAAAGCUCAUAAUGUCAAUGGGAAAGUGAAGAAGAAAGGAGCCAAGAAAAAAGUUAAGGGUAAAGACAGCGUCGAGGUUGGUGAUGCUGGGUCUUUUUCCUGCACUAUUUGUGGGCAGGUUUUCCCUCAGGUACUACUCCUAAAAUCACACAUGAAAAGGCACCGGAGCUCCCAGGAUCAUGGUUGCCGAAUAUGUGGACGCCGCUUCCGCCAGGCAUGGUUCCUCCAAAGUCAUAUGCGCAUUCAUCGGGUCAAAGUCCAGUUGCGGGGUGGUAAAAGCAACGAGCCUCCUGCCACAAUCAAUGGAGUUCCCCAGGACCCAGCAACCCUGAUAAAUGAAGAGUGCCUCUAUGAGCUGUGUGCUGGUUGCGGUAACUUCUUCUAUGACCGCAAGACCUUGCGAAUGCAUGAAAAGCUACAUAAACUGAACCACAGCCGCAUUCAAACACAAAAUCCACCACAAGAAGACCAUGACGCAUCUGAGCUGCUCAUUGCUAAGAGGCAUUUUUUGGAAAGCCUGAACCUCACAUGUGUUGGAGCGAGGGAUACACCUGAGGAAAAGAGCUUGGGCAGGCGAAUUCCAGAGCUAGAUCCAGUUUGUAGUUACCAAGCAUGGCAGUUGGCCACAAGGGGACGACUAGUGGAGGCCACAGAGAAAUGCCUGGGAUGGGAGGAGAGACUAGCUGAUGCUGAAGUGGCAUAUGAUAUGGAGAAGGGCGAGUAUGUGCCCCUGAAGCAAGAGAAGAAAAGGAAGCCAAUCGACACCUCUAGCUCCAACAUUAAGAAGAAGAAGGGUGACACAGGCCAUGAUCACACAUCAAACAGCCUGGCUCACACUAAAGGUGUUGAUAAGAGGAUUUCCCAGGAUCGUAUUCUGUUGAACGGACUUGGUCAUGCAUUUUAUGAGGCGCUGCAGACGAAGAAGGUCAAAGAAGUUCACUUCUCACCUAAACAGGCCAACAGCAUCAGAAGCCAAGACCAGGAGGAUAAAAAACCCUACUUCUGCGAGCACUGUGAUUUCCACACUGUUGACGCCUCACUACUCAGGUCUCACCUGCACAAGCACCACCAGGACUUCCUGGGACCCCACAGCAAACACAGCACCAUUUUGGACAACAUAAGCCAGAGUGGUUCCAAAGCCUCAAGAUACAUGGACUACCUCAGAAACAGGAGUGCGUUACUCAGUCAGCCAUACUGGAGUCCUUACACAUGUCCACCUGGCCAGGGGUCAGCAGAGUCAAACAUUAAAACUUUUAAAACUGAAAAGUCAAAUGGUACAGGGGUCAAAGGGCAGGGACAAACUACUAAUGAUGCUGGCAGUCUUCUUAAUCUGUCUGCAUUACCUGUAAGUGAAGGAGACAGCACUGUUAAUUAUCCAAUAAAGACAGAGGGCCUGGUGAGACAUCAGUGCCCAUACUGCUCCCACACUACCAACUACCCAGAAGUACUUUGGAUCCAUCAACGAGUUGCACACAGGGUGGAUAGCAGCAGCUCCACGGCACCCAAAUGGGCGCCCUGCACUAACAAUCUCAAGGGUUUAAAGACAGGUGCUUUCCUGUGGAGACGCACAGGGCCUCCACCGUUCCUUGAAGGAAAGGACUGUCCAGCCUUACCUGCUCCAAGAACACAGCGCACACAGCCCCCAGGCUUCACAACCCCCAGCAGCAGCAGCAGCAGUAGCAGUAGCAGUAGCAGUGGCAAGCACUCAGCAAGCACUCAGUCUCAGUCUAAAACCCAUUCAGGUGUCCCUAAGUCCAAGCAUCCGUCAAAGGACUCACGCUCUUCAGAUGGGACAUACUCUAGUGGGAGGGUGGGACUUCUACCUCAAAAGAAGUCUGGUGGACAAAACCGGGGCGUGGAGGGGGGAAGUAAAGGCCCCAGUGCCCAAGCUACUUCAUCAAGCAGUAUUGUGCAUAACAAGAGUGUCUCUAGUUUCCAGCCUACCAGCAGCCCAAAACACAGAGGCCACAGAGCUGCAGUGGAGGGAAACUUCCCUCAAGAGGGUUUGGGUUUUAUGUUGGCCAGGAAUCAUGGCGGGACUUCCUCUAACACAGCUGCAGAUAGACUCCAUCCCCGCAGACAGUCAUGUGACUCCUCUUUGGGUCCUAAGGGUCCUGAUCUGUGGGCUGCCAUGAACAUGUGGGGGCUACAUGGAAGCAAAGCAUAUUUAGAACCACUCCUUUUUGCUCAGGGAAAGAGUGAGUCAACAGGAGAAAUGCCAAUGGACGUUGAUAUUUUGAGUCUGCUGAAGAACUACAGUCCCCACGACCUGGCUGCUCUCUAUCAGCACUGGGGGUUUAUCGACCCCAGGAUUGAUCCACAAGCAAUGUUGCCGUUAAAUGGAAAUUUUGGAAAUGAAGUCCAUUCCUCCUCUGAAGCUUCCAAACAAGUGAACAGCCGCUCCACUUCGUCCUCAGGGUCUCUUCAUAAAGGAACGUGAAGAUACUCCGUUUUCCUGUUGGCUUCCAGCUUUCACGAUACAAACUGCUGAACAGAGGCCUGUUGUUCUUUAAAGGAACCAGCCAUAACUCCUAAAAAGGACAUAGGCACUGGAUAAUGCACAAUAUAUGCAAAGCAAUGAGGUGGACUCUGAUUUUUUUUUUUUUUUUUUUGUCAUAGUGUAUGGUUGUUUUAUUUGAAGUGUUAGGCAUGCAUUUCAUUUCAUUUUUUUUUUUUUUUUUUUUUUUUAAAGAAUGUAGAUAUACUAGUAACUGAAACAUACAUGGAGAUAUGGUUCUAUGAAAAUAAGGCAGAAUCAUUUAGGCUUACUGUACACUGUAUGGCAACAACACUCCAGGUGGAAAUGAACUGAGAAGCUACCAUUACAAGGAUAACUACGACAUUACUUAAAGAGACUCAGAAAUCUGCUUGGAGUGAAAAUUAGUUUUAACUGGAGAAAGGCCCUGCACAAUAUGAAAUACCAAUCUUACAAAGAAAGAUGCCUCAAAAAACAUUCUGAAUUAUAAAAUGUAAAGCUAUGUCAUGAAUGUUUUGCUUCACUUUUACCUUUCUACGUAUUUUUCUGUUUUCAUUUUGAUGUUCUUUAUGGGAGCCUACUUCAAAUUUGACCUGAGAGUGAACUUGUCAGUGAUCAUUAGUCAACUGUUCUCAUCUCCAUUCUUUGAGGGUCAAAGUGCUCAGUCAAGGUUACUUUCUUUUCAGUUAUGGUGAGAAAGCAGCAGCUGAUCUCUACCACAGUUUACAACUAACAGCACAAAGUCACCAUCCCACUGGAAGUACCGGCUUAAUUAGAGCUAAAUCUGACCAGAAUCCAGGCUUAAGCACUAUUAGCUCAUCAUCCCACACACAUUUAGAAGGAUGCACUAGUUGUACUAUUAUCACACUCAAACUCAGUCUGCAAGUUGUUCUGCAGCCCACAAUCUGGUGUGGUGAACUGGCCUUAACUCAAAAAAGCUGACAAGAAUAUUUCAUCACUAAGAUGAUUAUUCACCUUAUUUUCAACACAUCUGUACACUAUAUUUUUUCCAUUUAUUACACAGAUUACAUAUUUUUGGCUGGAUUGCAACAGUGGGUCCAGCCCUAUAAACGCAAAUGUUGCUGACUGACUGACUGACUGACUGAGGGAAGAAAUUGAACCAUUGGUUAUCCGAGUGCCUCAUGACUGACUGACAAGGUUACACCAUUGGUUGGCCGGCCGAGUGUUGGAGAAUCCCCAUUUGUCGUUGCUCUUUCAAAUUGCGAGGGCAGGCUUUCCCUCUGCAGUCACACCUCUCUAUGCUGACCUCGUGGCAGCUGAUGUGAAUGAGCUUCUAACUUUCUCUCUGAAUGAUAAUUUUACAAGUAAAUAUAGCUGAAAUCACAGCACAGUCUUUGUCUUUAAUUUUUGUGUUUGGUGAUUUUGUCAGACGACGUUGCAUUUAUAAAAUCAUGAUUUUAGCAGCAGCUUGGAAAUGGCUUGGAAGUUAGCAUGUAGUCUUAAUAGGCCACAUUUCUGUCACUAUUUACUUUAACUUGUUGCGUUGUCUGACAACGGAAACUGAAAAACAGAAAAGAGAGAAGCAAUCAGAUGAAGGGCUGGAACUAGCUGACACUAGGCUGAAUGCUAAUACGAUGCAGUCCAGCCAUAUACUAGGUUUUGACCUAGUCUUGUUAUAUCACAAAGACUCGCCAUACUUACCAUACCAUACAUACAGACAUAAAACAUGCAUCACAUUCAAGACAAUUUCUGGCUGUGUCUCUGGGGCCAGUUGUGGUGCAUAAAGGGAAUCAGUGCAGCGUUGAGCAUUGUCAGUGUACCAGCCAUCUUCUAGCCGUGUUCCACUUCAUUCUGCAGCGCCAGAGAGCAAUUUAACCAACAACUCUACUGGUUUACAGCCUCAAACACACACGGUAACUCAGCAACAACUUGGGUAGAAUUGGAUACUUUUUUUGGACCAGUUUGAAAUCGAUAUCCAUGUCAAACAGCACAAUCUGUGGAAGUGGUACCAUGCUCUUUAUCAUUUAAUUUACAUUUCUUCAUUGCAAAUCUGUGGCUAUUGCCAAACUUAAGGUCCAGAAUGGACAGUCAAUGAGAGAAAACCAGAGAAAUAUAAUUAAAGUGGUGGCCAUCAUUGUAGCCAGUCUGUAAAACAGGUUUGUGUCAAAAUAACCAGUGAGCAAUGAAAUGUGGCAUCAUGCUUUGUUAUUCUCAAUGCUAGAAAUUGUCCUUUGUCUCCAAUCAGAAACACAGUGUAAACAUCUACACUCAUUUCACAUUGUGCUAGUUAUGUAGCAAUUUAACGCUGUAAUUUUUAGAAGUAGCAUAAUUUAAGUAGUGAUAAUUCCUACUUAUGUGGCCCCGACUUACAUCUGCCAGCUGAGCUAUUGAAAAACUACAGUUUUAAAGACUGUAGAAUAUUUGUUUUUGACUUUAUGAAACUCACCUCAUUCUCAAUUUGUUUUCAUGUGUUUUCUGUUUGCAGAUUUGUUUAGUAUGUUUAUAUUUUAGUUCUACUGAUUCAGUGUAUUCAUCUCCCAUAGAGAAAUAGUCUAUGCAUUUGACAGAAAGCCAUCAAGUUAUGGAUUCUUGGGAGAUCUUGAGAAUACAUAAUUUAUUAUUAUUGGAGUAUUGAUUUGAUCUGUGUGGAAAUUUUUUUUGAUAAAUAUUGUAAAUGAUAGUUUUAUUUAAUGGUAUUUUUGUUUGCUGAGAGUGGUAUUUUAACACUCUGAAGUACUUGAUAUUUGUAGUAACAACAGAAAAUGUAAAAAAAAAUGUUUUUUUCCUGUGACACACACGAGGUCAGAGCGCAGGGUCAGCAGGGAGUGAUGCUCCUGCAGCAGGUAGUAUUGAGCCUGUUAUCUUCUAUUCUGCAACAGUUGUCUGUAAAGGCGCUGCUGCAGACAGUUUGGCAGGGGAAGAGUCACAGCAAACCAGGAGACAGUGAAGUUUUAUGCAAGCCUGAACUUUAUGCAUAACUAAAGCUUAAAUUCGAGCUAUCACUGGGUUUUUGUGACCAUGUAAACUUGUUUCAUAGUUAAUGAUGUUGGUAUCAGAAUUUCUAUUUUCACCAGUUCUACGUCUGUCUGUAAAAUUAUUCAAAUAAAGUUGGUUAAUUGUU
Seriola aureovittata is the source of this 6410-nucleotide messenger RNA. Its product is annotated as zinc finger protein 516-like. The transcript has 5 exons. Gene Ontology annotation, molecular function: RNA polymerase II cis-regulatory region sequence-specific DNA binding; DNA-binding transcription factor activity, RNA polymerase II-specific. Gene Ontology annotation, cellular component: nucleus. Bases 506 to 3292 code for a protein of 928 amino acids. Lineage: Eukaryota; Metazoa; Chordata; Actinopteri; Carangiformes; Carangidae. The record is from RefSeq and is a predicted model, not a curated record. Gene Ontology annotation, biological process: regulation of DNA-templated transcription.